Trypanosoma brucei brucei TREU927 is the source of this 1362-nucleotide messenger RNA. RefSeq lists its product as hypothetical. The record is from RefSeq and is a predicted model, not a curated record. Gene Ontology annotation, cellular component: preribosome, large subunit precursor. Lineage: Eukaryota; Euglenozoa; Kinetoplastea; Trypanosomatida; Trypanosomatidae. The transcript has a single exon. The coding region runs from base 1 to 1362 and encodes 453 amino acids. Gene Ontology annotation, molecular function: protein binding.
AUGCAAGAAGAAGCUAUUUCCUCCGCGGCGACGGGUGUUGGCCAUGUGAUGGUAACUUUUUUUACUGACAGCUAUGCGAAAGCAAUGCCGGAAGAGUCCUAUGCUGUGCCAUUGAAUGUGCUUCCAGAAGGGCUGAACGUGCUUGUUCAGAGCGUUCUUUCGGUUAAUGAUCAAGUGUUUGACUUCUUGUAUAAUGGUGAAUAUAUCACAACUACGCUGCAGAAGUUUCUGAGCCGGCGAGGUGUCAGUACGGAGGAACUCGUUAACGUCGAAUACACGCCCGCGUUGCAGGCAAAGGAAAGCUCGCAUCUGCCACACGAUGACUGGGUUAGCAGCGUACGUGUGCCAUUCGUGGGGCAUUCCGAACUAUUGUUAACUGGGUCGUAUGAUCGGUGCAUCCGGCUUUGGGAUGCCGACGACUGUGUGGCGAUUGGAGCGCAUCAUGACGAGUGCGUGAAAGAGGUCGUUGUCCACCCAAUGAAACCAAGGAGUACAGCAACAAACACAACUCGUGAUUCGGUGAAGAAACGAGCACGCUCCAGUCUUUUAGAAGACUUCUAUUGCGUGAGUUGCAGCAAAGAUGGACGAGCGGCGGCGUGGGUGUUCAACGCUACAGCAUCGAAAUUUCAACUUCUCAGCUCUGUGAAGGCCCACACGGAUGCAAUAGAGUCCAUUGACAUUUCCCCGGGGGCGGGAAAGUAUGUGGCUACCGCCUCAUGGGAUUGUACGGUAAAGGUGUUCGAAUGGUCACAAGUGGUGGACGGAGCCACAGAACCCUCGGCGAAGGAGCCACUUGUCUCAUUCACAGAUCACACGCGGCCGGCCCUUUCGUGCCGCUUCUCUGCGGCUAAGGGUGCUGCCCUCCUGUACUCCUCCGGUCUUGACGGUACACUUAAGUGCAUGGACGUGGAGACUGCGGUGCUUCAGAAACAGUACAUAGGGGACCACCCGGUGCAGGGGCUCGCCGUAAGGACUGUAGGAGGUGGUGGUGGUGGUGAUUUGAUCAUCGCUGCAUGUACAGACAACCGAGCGCGAUUGUACGACACCCGCGUUGGUGAAAGCACGGGCAGCGUGAAAGUGUUUAGCGGGCACAAGCAGUGGUUAUACGCGGCCUCGUGGCUGUGGCGCCCUGACGAAGGCGAAGUUAACGGAGGGAAUUUUUUCGCCACCGCCAGCGAAGACAGCACUGUCCGACUGUGGGACCUCCGCUGUGGCACGAACGCAUUGUUGACUCUUGAUACGUCACAUACGGAUGGCGUACUCGAUGUGACCUACUCAGGUAAUGGGGAGAUUGUGUCAUGCGGUAAAGAUAACAGCACAAAAUCAUUUCAGUGUUUCAAAGGGGACUCUCUUCUUAAUUAA